Eublepharis macularius is the source of this 1513-nucleotide messenger RNA. RefSeq names its product all-trans retinoic acid induced differentiation factor (gene ATRAID). Gene Ontology annotation, cellular component: intracellular membrane-bounded organelle. Lineage: Eukaryota; Metazoa; Chordata; Lepidosauria; Squamata; Eublepharidae. The record is from RefSeq and is a predicted model, not a curated record. Bases 1 to 693 code for a protein of 230 amino acids. The transcript has 6 exons. Gene Ontology annotation, biological process: positive regulation of osteoblast differentiation.
AUGGCCGCGCCCAGCCGGCCCGGAGCGCCGGGGCUGCUAUUAUGCUUGUUGGGGGGCGCCAUCGCCGCGGCCUGGGGCUCUGCUCCGCCCGCCCCGCAGAUCUGCAGCGGCUGCUGUGCUGGCUCGGUGCGGAACGGCUCCGCGGUGGCCGGCUUCUGUGGCGCGCGGGCGGGCGCGGGACUGCUGGGGCGCUGCUGUUUGGAGAGGGCGGCCGUCGUCGGGCUGGAUCUGGGGAACUGCUCAUUGAGUCAGCUGUGUCCAAGCUUUCGGGAGGCCAGCACUGCUAUUGUCAUUGAUUUGACCGUCAACCAAUUGGAGCCUCCCCCUGAGGAUGCCUUCCGAGGAUUCACCCAGCUGCAAACUCUAGCUUUACCAGUGGAGCUGGAUUGUCCUGGAGGCAGCAACAUGUGGGACAAUAUCACCACCCAAGGACACAUCCGGAUCUGCCAAGGCCAGAGGAACCCCUGCAAUGGUUCAGGGGGACUUGGUUGGCUGUGCCCUGAGGACUCACUUUGUGCUCCUGAUGGACCCGGCCUGCCCCAGUGCCUUUGUGUAGGCCCAUACCAUGGCUACAAAUGCUUACGUCAGGGUACCUUUCCUUACCUGCUGUUCUAUGGGACUUUGGGCGCUGUCACCAUUGGCCUCUCCAUCCUGCUCUGGGUCACCCAACGGCGCAAAGUCAAGGCCUCGUAAUGGCCUCUCCUUCACCUGCUGAAGAGACGGCUUUCCCCGCCCCCCCCUGCCUGUUGCUAUGGCUGUGGCCUCUCCAUUUUGUGAUCCUUUCAGGUCUAUGGCUUCAAACUGUGGCCCCACAUUUUCCUGCGCAGUGCUCUUUGAUCCAAAACACUCGAUCUGAGCAGCCAGAUGCCGUCUUGUUGAAGCUUGCCUGGGCCACCAUAUGUGUUGCUUGUCUAUACACUUCCAUCCCAGACUGAAGCACACAGUAGAACAGGACUGGAUCUGGCAGUUUGUUUGGACUCAAUCCAGUAAGAAGAUUGGGGUGACCGUUUUUUUGCUUCACUGUUGGAUGAAUAUCGUUGGGUUGUCUGUUGAAUUUGUAACAACUGCAAGUGAACUGGCCUGUACUGAUGGUGUGGAGAGGAACUGUCUCAGUUGCCUGGAAGCAUUUCAGCAGUUGCUUUGACUGUUUAAAGACUUUCCGAUUUUCUUAUGCUGAGGAAGAGGCGUUGCUGACCAGCAGGGCGUGCUCCCUGUUCCUCCAACCAAGGGCUUCUUAUUCUCUUGCUGUCAAGCUUCUGCAAGCCACCCCAAGCCACUUGUCUGUGCAUAUGCAUGGACUGUCAAGUCACAGCCAAUUUAUGGUGACCUCAUGGGGUUUUCAAGACAAGAGACAUUCAGAGGUGGUCUGCCGUUGCCUCCUCUGCAUAGCAACUCUGUACUUCCUUGAUGGUCUCCCAUCCAAGUACUAACCAGAGCUGACCCUGCUUAGCUUCUGGGAUCGACUUCCAACCCUCCCAUGUUGCAGUAAUAAAGAAUUCUGCGGUGCAAAGAA